UGUUUACAGAUAGAUGAUGAGGAAGCCAAUAAUUUGCACCAAAAUGACUUCCACGAUAUUGCCUGUGAUACACAAACAUCUUAUAACUUUAAUUUAAAGGGUAAAAAAAUUGCUUUAAAACCCAAUCCGUGACUCAAUGAGGCCAAAUUUUGGGGUUUUAGGGGGUCUCAUUUUUUGGGAAAUCGCAACUAAGCAUCGUAUUCUUUAAAAAUUUCACCAUUUUUUUUUUAAUCUUUCGGAAAAUUCAAUGAAACAAACUACGAUUUCUAGCUAGUAUAGUUUGUUGUGAUGGGCCUUCAUUCUCCCGGCCACCUAGCGGAGAAAAAACACAGCAUGUUGUUAAAGGGCAAAGUGUUGUCUUUGGGUUGUUGUAUCAUUCAAUAUAACUAAGUAAUUAAUCUCUGAGUCACGGAUUGGGUGUUAUAAAAUGAAGUUUACAAAUGAAACAUCUUCUUUUGCAGAAAAUGAAGACUUGCGUCAUUCAAUUUCUUUUAUAAAGUUACUACGGCAUUGGGCUGCUUUUACUAGUAAAAAACAAAGCGACAUGACGUACCUAUUAACUUUGCUAAAGUUGUACGAGCCUAACCCGACCUACGCAUUACUACCUAGCACGGGAAAGGAAUUGAUGAAGAUUGACGGCAACGACUGGCCUACUUCGAGAAAUAAGCAAUUAAAAAACAAACUGCCUCCAGCCAUUCCAAUUGAUAGUGGGAAAUAUGUCCACUUUGGUGUAGAGAAUGCCAUAAAUGGUAUCUCUGUGGGACUGAUUAAUCGAGCCACAGAUCUUGUGAAGUUCUUCGACGUCUAUCAGAAAAAUUCAAAUCUGUUAUCAAAAAGCAUGCGUGCAAGAAUUGAAACCCUUGACACAACAUUUCAAAUUGAGAAGGUAAAACUGGUCCUACGAGGUGAAUAUACUACACGCGAAGCUGAAAUCAAUGUGCCUCAUUACGAAAUGGAUAUCAAUAUUGAUGAAGCGAAGCUGAAUGAGGACAAACAAGCUGCUACUAUUACUCCUAUACUAGGGAAGCUAGUUUCUAUCAAAUCCUCAGCUUCAAGCGAUGAAGGUACCAAAAUCCUGUUAGACACCUCCGUUUUUGUGAUUGGGUUUUAUGUGGGCGUUGGGAAACCGGCCGACAUCAACAGUUUUCUUAGCAAUCUCAUUAGUGAAUUAAUUCUCUUGUCACCGACUCUAAACUGCAUUCAUAGUCUAGAUUUUACUGUGUCGCUUCGCUGUGUGAUUGCAGACAGUCCUAUGCAGUCUUAUUUAAAAAGAACUAAGGGUCAUUCUGGUUACUGGGCAUGUGAUCGCUGCAUUCAAAGAGGGGAAAUGAUAAACCACACCAUUUUGUUUCGAAAUGUUAACGCGAAAAGUAGAACUGAUGAUGACUUUUGGACAUAUUACGUAAAUCAAUUUUCUGAAGACGAUCACUUAAAAGAUCCUACUGAUGUUAGUCCCUUUAAAGAAAUUAAUUGUCGUAUGGUAACUUGCUUUAUUAUUGAUCCGAUGCACACUGUAAUUGAGGGAGCUUUUGGGCGUCGACUCGAGGGUUUUGUGUUUGUGUCGGGGGAGGGUAAACUUAGCACCGCUAAAAUUGCUGAAGCCGAUAAAAGAAUUAAGUUCUUUCACGCGUGUCGCCCAGAAGAAUUUGACAGAUAUAUUGGAAAGCUUUCAACUUGCAAAAGUUAUAAAGUCCACGUGAAGCGCAACAUACUCUAUUAUCUGUUGUAUCCACUGUUUAAGGGGAUUCUUGAAGAUCACGAUCUUCAGCAUAUAAUGCUUUUACAAUAUGGAAUGUUACUUUUGAGUCCUUUCGAUAAAAAUCCAGUAUCUCAGUCAAAUUUGUUGGAAGCUAAAAAAGUUUUUGAACAAUACUCUGUUGGGCUUACGGAACUUGGCAUACCUUGUCGGUUUGUAAGCCAUCAAGUGACUCACGUGUGGGAGGACGUUAAAAAAUAUAAAUGCGGAAUUGAGACCAUCAGCGCUUUCCCGUUUGAAAGUUUUCAACGAUUUUUUCGCAACUGUUUGCGUAGUGGUAAUCGCCAGGCCGAACAAAUUCGAAAUAGGUGUAUUGAAAAAAACAAAUACCAACUCCCUACUACGGAAUGUGGAACAAUACUAACCAAUCAAAUGCAACUCGCCAUUGCAAAUAAAAAAUUUAAUGUAAAUUCCAGAUUUCCCCUUGCUUUUUUACGAAAAAGAGAGCGAUGGCCUAAAAGACUUGUAUUUGCUGAUUUCGUCCUGACUAAUCUUUUCCCUAAUAAUGUGAUUCUUGCAAACGAUGAAAUGGUCUACGUCUGCAUUGAUAUUGUUGUUAAUCAAGGCGAUGUAUGUAUCAAAGCCAAAAAAUUUGUUACCCUUUGGAAUGCAUUCAUAACACCGUAUGUCUCUUCUAAAUUUCAUACAUUUCUGGGGGGGAAGUUAAGUGACGAAAAUUUUGAAUUGUGUCCAUCUCAAAUCUUUGCCAAAAUGAUGGCCCUUCCUAUGAAUCCCUUUCCCCCAAUAUCGUUUGAUAAUGAAGAACUUGAGUGGUACUUAAUCCCCCUUUUGCAUUCAUUAAAAAAGUAAUGUGAAUUUCAUUUUU
Molecule: messenger RNA, 2582 nt
Organism: Daphnia magna
Lineage: Eukaryota; Metazoa; Arthropoda; Branchiopoda; Diplostraca; Daphniidae
Exons: 2
Coding region: 428-2566 (712 amino acids)
Source: RefSeq, a predicted model, not a curated record